Molecule: messenger RNA, 1855 nt
Organism: Betta splendens (Siamese fighting fish)
Lineage: Eukaryota; Metazoa; Chordata; Actinopteri; Anabantiformes; Osphronemidae
Exons: 5
Coding region: 371-1372 (333 amino acids)
Molecular function (GO): hydrolase activity, hydrolyzing N-glycosyl compounds
Source: RefSeq, a predicted model, not a curated record
UUAGUCAGAAAAGGCACCUGCAGCAAUUUCUAACUACAAUACCAUACACACUCAUCACAGCAACCCCUGGUUCAGUCAUUUAACUGCUUGAGUGUUUUACUGCAGAGCUGUUUUGUGCAAUUUAGUUAUGUAGAAAUAGACCUAUUAUUAAAAAAUAAUAAUGAUUCAUAACAUCCACUUAUUUUCAAGCAACAUGUCUUUAAUAAAGGAUUGCAUGUUUCUAAGAGGGAAAGGAUCCAUAAAUGACUAGGCUGGAUUACUCAAGGGGUCGAAGGUGUGGAACACAGGUUGAGAUUAUUCCCACAUGUACAGAGGCCACAGCCUGGAGCAUAGCUGCCUUUGAAAGACUGUGAUUAUCUGCCUUUUUGUAAUGAAGAUGGCAAAGAAGCUGGUGAUCAUCGACACAGACUGCGGCAUAGACGACGCUCAGGCGCUGAUGAUGGCCUUAGCAGCACCUAACAUUCAAAUCCUGGGCGUGACCUGUGUGUUCGGAAACACGUGCGUCCAAAACGUCUGUCAGAACGUUUUGAGGGUGCUGUCCGUCUGCGAGCGAGAAGGGAUUCCAGUGUUUCGGGGCUGUGCUGGUCCUCUCGUUGGAGCCAGCAGCCCACCCACUGACCACUUUGGAACGGACGGACUUGGGGAUGUGAUUAAAGACAGAGACCCGCAGUGGGAGGAGAAGAGCCAGAGGGAGCACGCAGUCGACGCCAUGAUCAGACUGGUGUCUGAAAACCAGAAGCAGGUCUCCUUGGUGGCGCUUGGUCCGCUCACUAAUCUGGCAGUGGCUGUAAAGCUGGAUCCAUGUUUCCCCAAAAAGCUCAAAGAUCUGUACAUCAUGGGUGGCAACAUGGAAGGAAAAGGGAAUUUAACGCUUAAUGCAGAAUUUAACUUUGCGAUGGAUCCGGAGUCUGCCUAUAUUGUUCUUGAAGAAUUCCUCUGCCCUACGUACCUGGCGUCCUGGGAGUACGCGUGCAGAAAUAAGCUGACAUGGGAGUUCUUUGAAGAGCUGAUCAACCAGGAUGCGCCUGCUGCGCGCUUCAUGAAGACCAUAACGUCCAAAUGCUGGGCCUACUCCAAGGAGGCCAUGGUCUCCAAGAGGGACGUGUACUUUGGAUCGGGCUUCGUCUCGUACGACGCGUACGCGAUGGCAGCCUGCAUCGACGGCGCCGUGGUCACAGAGAGCAUCCAGUGCCCGGUCCGCGUGGAGCUGCAGGGUUUGAUGUCCCGUGGUAUGUUGACACUGGACCGCACCAAUGCGCUGAAGAAGAGCCACAGCGUGUUUGUUCUGACUAAAUGUGACACUGCAAAGUUUAGUCGACUGCUGCUGGAGUCGCUCAGGCAGCCCAGCAUGAAGCCAAAGGUCGAGUGCUAGGAAGCAUUUCCCACCAAGAUCACAACAAUAUGGACAAAGAACGUUUAUGCAUCCAGAGUCAAAGAACACAGUCUACAUGGGUUUUUCAGAGCAAGGGAAAAUGAACUAGCUGUACUUUGAUCCUUGGCCAGAUAACAGGAGCAUAUCGUUCUUUAAUAUGUCACCAGUUUUUAACUACAUAGAUCAGCGGUGGAAGAAGUACGCAAAUCAUUUGUAGACGUAAAGGAGGCAUGUGGUGAAGAUGGGGGUGAUUUUAUCUCGUGUACAGCGAGCUAGUUCAUUUGAAAUAAUAAUUUUAGCUGAUUAUAUUUUGGAUCAGGAAUCAGCAGCUGCUGAAUAAAGUAAAGAAAAACACCAGCUGCUGUUUAAACAUUUGUAAAAUAUGAAAAAGAUCACUUUAUUAAGGACAGAUGAUUUUAAAGCAUUUUGUAUCUGAGCUACUUUGUCAAAGAAAUAUGUGAAAUUACAGUUCUUAAAAAGCUA